AUGCUCACGUGUGACACAAACAAGCCUUCAGACUACCAGUGUUUCAUACUCAGCUUUGAUUUCAGAAUUCAGAAGCCAAGAGAAGAGGGCAGAAGUGGAUUGUUCUGUGGCCCUGUCUGGGGAACCCCAAGGCCCCACCCUGUACUUUCAGAACGUCACAUAGUCUUGGUGUGGAUAUACUGCUUGUGUCCGAGACCGCCUGCUGCCCGACCCUACUUGCAGUUGGGGGUUAGAGAUGAAGUAGCCCUGAAUCAACAGCUCAGACUCAGGGAACAGUCAAACACCAAAUGCACAAAACAAUUUUUACCUGCCAAGAGUGAGGAUGACUAUGGGUCACUCUUCUUCCAGUAUAGUAGCACACUGUACAACUUAGCCAUGGAAGCUGUGAAAGAGUUCAGCAGUUCAAUCUGCACAUACUGUAUGAAAGAGUUUAGCAGGGGCAAGAAUGAAAAAGACCUGAGUACAAGUUGCUUCAUGAGACAUGUGAGGCGGGCACACCCCACCAAGCUCAUUCAAGAAAAUGGAAGUCUAUCAGCAGGGUCCUCCUUUUCCCCUCCCUCUCUUUUGCUUCCACCCCAGCCUGCAGAGGUGGGAGACCUGAGCACUGUGCUCUCNUCUNUCAGACUUGUCCAGAAAAUGGCUCCNGAGAGCCCAUCCCCUGACCAAAUAGUGGAAGAGUCUGUGACUGGAGNCUCUUCUGAAGAGGUGUCCUCCGAUGUGUCUGUCACUGAGAAGUACAGCAGAGAGGAGGCCUUGGCAGGCUCCUCCCCCAACCUCUCCAUGCUCCAUUAUGACGACACUUCAGAAACCAUGGCAGACAGAAACCUUUCCCUUCCCAAAAGCACAUCUGGGUCCAGGAGGAGGUCAGCCGUCUGGAAGCACUUCUACUUGUCACCCCUCGAUAGCUCCAAGGCGUGUGUCCACUGUAUGAAUGAGUUCAGUAGAGGCAAGAACGGGAAGGACCUGGGCACAAGCUGCCUCAUCAGGCACAUGUGGAGAGCACAUCGCUCCAUUGUACUGCAGGAGAAAGGGGCAACAGGCAUCCCACCAUUGUACCCUCUGCCCCCAACCCUGCUGCCUGCCCUGCUGCCCCCAGAAGGGGAUCUCAACCCCGCAUCAUUGUCUCCAGGCAAACAAGUCAAAGAGUCGCCUUCUGCCUCCUCAUCCCCAGACAGGCUUCCUGAGGACCUGUCAUCACACACUAAUCCUGGGGAUGUGUCCCGGGAAGAUGUGUCCAUGUUGUCAUCCUCUGAUGACUUGGGGGAGGCCUCUGUAGUGUCCUCUCCAGAGAAGCAGCCAGCAGACAUGGUAAAUCCAAGGUUUGAAUCAGGCACUGUCUUCCAGCAGAAUAAGAAGGUGAUGAGAAGACUGAAGUCGGAAGUCUGGCAUCACUUUUCCCUGGCCCCCAUGGACAGUCUCACAGCAGUGUGCCGGUACUGUAGCUGCAUUGUUAGUCGGGGGAAGAAGGGAGAUGUUGGCACCAGUUGUUUGAUGCGACACCUGUACAGAUGUCACCCUGAGGUGGUUGGGAACCAGAAGGACUUUCUGGGUGCAAGUUUGGCAAACUCUCCAUAUGCCACUUUGGCUUCUGCAGAAAGCUCCUCCAAAUUAACUGACUUGCCAGCAGUGGUAAGAAAAAACCAUCANGGUGUGUUUCCUACUAAUAGCAAGAAGACCUCAAAGCUGUGGAAUCACUUUUCUAUUUGUUCAGCAGACUCAACAAAGGUGGUGUGCCUGCACUGUGGCCGGACCAUCAGCAGGGGCAAGAAGCCNACUAACCUGGGCACCAGCUGUCUCCUGAGACAUCUGCAGCGGUUCCAUGGCCAUGUACUCAAGAAUGCCAUCUCAGAGGCCACUCUGCCCCAUUCUCCAGGCAGCCGGAGGCCUCUGGACAUAGAGCUCUCAGGGCCUUCCUCUUUCCGUGACUCCACAGAGAAGUUCUAUGACUCUCAUGCAGUUGCCAAAAAAAUCACAAGUCUCAUAGCUGAAAUGAUUGCACUUGACCUUCAGCCAUACUCCCUUGUCGACAACGUUGGCUUUAACAGGCUGCUCGAAUACUUGAAACCUCAGUACUCUUUACCCUCCCCUUCCUACUUCUCUAGAACAGCUAUCCCAGGUAUGUAUGACAAUGUGAAACAGGUAAUUAUGUCACAUCUGAAGGAAGCUGAGAGUGGUGUGGUUCACUUCACCUCUAGAAUAUGGAUGAGUAGCCAGAGUCCUGAAUACCUGACCCUUACAGCUCACUGGGUCACCUUUGCAUCCGCUGUCCGACCACAUUGUGAGGACCACCUUUGCUCAGCACUUUUAGAUGUGUCACAGAUGGACUGUGGCUAUAGUGGAAAUAGCAUUCAGAAGCAGCUGGAGUGUUGGUGGGAAGCCUAGGUGACUUCCAUUGGCCUUCAGAUUGGCAUCUCUGUCACUGACAAUCCAAGCAUAGGGAAGAUGCUGAGUGAGGGUGAACACUCAAGUGUGCAGUGCUUCAGUCACACAGUGAAUCUGAUUGUGAGUGAGGCUAUCAAGAGCCAGAGGAUGGUGCAGAACUUACUGAGUAUUGCCCAGAAGCUGUGUGAGCGGGUCCAUGGGUCACCCAGAGCAAGAGAGAAGUUAGCAGAACUGCAGAAAGAGUACAAGCUGCCACAGCACCAGCUGAUCCAGGAUGNACCGUCUAAGUGGAGCACAUCGUUCCACAUGCUUGAACGUCUGAUUGAGCAGAAGAGGGCAGUCAAUGAGGUAUCCAUUGAGUGUAACUUUAGAGAAUUGAUCAGCUGUGACCAGUGGAAGGUCAUGUAGUCUGUGUGCCAUGUGCUGAGACCNUUUGAUGCUGCAAGCCGAGAGAUGAGUGCCCACAUGUCCACGCUGAGCCAGGUCAUCCCCAUUAUCCACAUCCUCAGCAGGAAGGUGGAGAUGCUGUUUGGGGAGACCAUGGGCAUUGACACCAUGCUUAAGUCCCUGAAGGAAGCCAUGGCAAGCUGCCUGUCUGCCACCCUCCAUGACCCCAGGUACAUCUUUGCCACACUGCUGGACCCUCGCUACAAAGCUUCCCUGUUCACAGAGGAGGAGGCAAAGCAGUACAGGCAAAACUUAAUCAGGGAGCUAGAAAUACUGAAUUCUACCUCAGAGGAUACUGACACCUCCAAUGGCUGUGACUCAGGGUCCCCACUUAAAGACACUGGCACAGAGGAGAGCCUGUGGUCACUCGCACAGAUAACAAGGAUAAAGAGUGAUCAGAGAGAGAAGUUACCUGAAGACAUGGUGCUUGCAUAUUUGGAGGAAGAGGUGCUGGAACACAGCUGUGACCCACUUACCUACUGGAACCUGAAGCGGUCAUCGUGGCCUGGGCUGUCUACCUUAGCAGUCCAAUUUCUGGGCUGUCCCCCAAGUACAGUCCCUUCAGAAAAGCUGUUCAGCACACCCAUGGAUGCUGGCAGCUUUGGCCAGCCUAGGCUCAUGAUGGAGCCUUUUGAAAAGCUCAUCUUUUUAGAAGUGCAUCUUCCUUUAAUAUGCUUUCAGUAUUGAACUCAGAGAUGGAGCCACCAGACUGGAAACGAGCUUCAGAGUACCACUGUUGUACCAGGGCUGACUUGCCAGGCAGGGCCAUGCAGGGCACCGGACCAGGCAUCCGGGGCUACCUGCCCGUUCUCACCGUAAUCUCCACACGUGCCUUACUCCUCCUUCAGGCCAGGUGUCAAGGU
Molecule: messenger RNA, 3692 nt
Organism: Mus pahari (shrew mouse)
Lineage: Eukaryota; Metazoa; Chordata; Mammalia; Rodentia; Muridae
Product: zinc finger BED domain-containing protein 4-like
Molecular function (GO): protein dimerization activity; DNA binding
Source: RefSeq, a predicted model, not a curated record